GAAGUCGAAGAAACCAUCAAGCGACUCGCGGGCCACAAAGGUGUCGAGGGCGUCGUCAUCGUGAAUAUGGAAGGCAUUCCCAUCCGGACGACCCUCGACAACGAAAAGACCGUCCAGUACGCCGCGCUCAUCACCCAGCUCUCCUCCAAGGCCCGCAGUGUCGUUCGCGACUUGGAUCCUCAGAAUGAUCUCACGUUUUUGAGAAUCCGAUCAAAAAAACACGAAAUCAUGGUCGCUCCGGAUAAAGAGUAUAUAUUGAUAGUAUUACAGAAUCCACAUCCAUAG
Molecule: messenger RNA, 285 nt
Organism: Polychytrium aggregatum
Lineage: Eukaryota; Fungi; Chytridiomycota; Chytridiomycetes; Polychytriales
Exons: 3
Biological process (GO): microtubule-based movement
Cellular component (GO): cytoplasm; cytoplasmic dynein complex
Molecular function (GO): dynein intermediate chain binding
Source: RefSeq, a predicted model, not a curated record